Messenger RNA from Sander lucioperca (pikeperch), 1882 nucleotides. RefSeq names its product dysbindin-like. Gene Ontology annotation, biological process: negative regulation of protein kinase activity. The transcript has 4 exons. Bases 377 to 1012 code for a protein of 211 amino acids. NCBI's taxonomy places the organism in Eukaryota, Metazoa, Chordata, Actinopteri, Perciformes, Percidae. The record is from RefSeq and is a predicted model, not a curated record. Gene Ontology annotation, cellular component: cytoplasm.
CUAAGCAGCACAGCUCUUUACAACCCUACCGAGCCUGUCUGACAGAGAGAGCAAGACAGCGUUUGUGUGUGUGUGUGUGUGUGAGUAGAGAGGCAGCCAAGAUGAGAGUGUGAAGCAGUGAGAGGGAAAACCUAGAAAAAACAGCGAAGGCGAUCAGAAAGGGGAGGAGGGAGACAGCAAAUACAGCAAAAAGGCAUAGCAGAGUAGAUAGUCUUUGAUAGUCCUGGUGCCAAAGUCAAGAGAUGCAAUGACUAGAUGACCAGCCACUACACACACCAGCAUCCUGUCCUGGAGCCUUGACAGGAGGGGACAAGAAAAAUACACACACACUCAAAGGCAAAACACUCUCUUCAACCAGUCCCACAUCCACUGGAUCAUGUCGUCUACUGGGUCAACCAACCACAACAAACGUCUGGCAUCGGAGAAAGACAACUCUCAGCGGGUUUUGGACAAUGAUUCUGCUCAGCACCUGAAGCUGAAGGAAAGACACCGCUUUUUUGAAGAGGUCUACCAGCAUGACGUGGACAACUACCUGCCCUCUGCUCACCUGCAGGUCGACUGCAGGAAACCCCCCAUGGGAAGUAUCUCUUCUAUGGAGGUAAAUGUGGAUGUCCUGGAGCAGAUGGACCUGAUGGACUUCUCUGACCAGGAGGCCCUGGACGUGUUCCUCAACUCAGGCUCAGGAGCAGAUGAGGGAGCGCUGGCAUCUCCACUACCAGGUGCAGAGGACGAAGAAGAGGAUGAGGAGGAUGAAGAUGCGGAGGUUGUGUACAGGGAGCGCGCACCUUUGAAACGGCAAGAUGAAGUUCAACGCGGCUCAAAGUCACGCAUGUCCUCUACAUCAUCGGGUUCCAGCGAUACCAGCGGGGGCGGAAUCGACACACCCGUGAUCCAGUCAGACGAUGAAGAAGUCCAUGCCGACACUCUGCUGCUAACCUCUGUUCCCCAUACCAGGGAUGAAGAAACAGAGGAGGAAGACGAGGAGGAAAGAUGCCUUGUAACUAAAUCUUAAUAAAGACUGAAUUUAACUCUCUUUAGACACAUAUAGAGUUGGUAAAAAGAGCCUGAGAUCUCUCUGUCUCAUUUGCAAUCCUUUCUUUGGGGGAAAACCUUAGCAUGGUUGACCUGGCUGUGAUUUUCUGCAUCUUUUGAAUAUUUCCCUGAGUACACUGGAGUUUUCAUUACAACUUAAAAUCUAUUUUUCCUAAGUGUUAAACACUUUAUAGUAAUUAAUUGUGUGUUGAAACUCUUAGCAAUGGUGUCUCAAGUAUCUUGAAAUGUGUAUGCAAACAUGAGUCAUCCCAUUCCAAUGCACUAACGUGUUCUGGCUGAGACACAAAAUAGUCAGUUCAAGAUUCAAUGCCAGAGGGAAACCACCCUCCAGCAAGGAUGCCGUUUUAUCAUGAAUCAACAUGAGGCAGAAAUCAUGCGCAGUGAACAAAACCCAACAAAAAGUUGAAUUUCUUCAUGAACAUCAUCAUGAAUCUAUUGCCACGUGCAUGUGCAAACUAUUUACAGUAUCAUGAAUGGAACUCUAUUUGUAAAUGCAUGCAAUUUGUUCUUGUUAGUGACUACAUUAUGUUUUCAAAUGUAACUGCAGAGUGAUGCAUUACUGUACUUAAAGUUACUCCUCUCCUGCACGUAACGUGUGUAAUUUGGGAGUUUGUGUGUGUGUGUGUGUGUGUGUGUGUGUGUGUGUGUGUGUGUGUGUGUGUGUGUGAGGGUGUGGAUGGUAAAUAUUACAAUACAAGAGGUAUUCCCCUGGUGCUUCUUUCAAAGCAACCUUUUUACAGUGUUAAUCAUGAUGUGUAACUCUUCCCCACUUAAACAUCUCACCAUGAAAUCAAUAAAAAUGAAAUAAAGGUUAAAACCACUAAAUUUA